Molecule: messenger RNA, 715 nt
Organism: Lactuca virosa
Lineage: Eukaryota; Viridiplantae; Streptophyta; Magnoliopsida; Asterales; Asteraceae
Source: the annotation of a GenBank genome assembly
AUGUCAACAGAUCAUACACAACAAUUGGACGUGACGAUGCCUCGGUAUUACUGUGACUAUUGUGACACUUACUUGACGCAUGAUUCUCCUUCUGUAAGGAAGCAGCACAAUGCAGGGUACAAACACAAGGCAAAUGUUCGAAUCUACUAUCAGCAAUAUGAAGCACAACAAAAUCAAUAUUUGAUUGACCAAAAGGUGAAGGAGCAUCUUGGACAAGCUGCUGCAUAUCAGCAAGUUGGUGCUGCUUACAAUCAACUAAGGCCUCGUCUUCCUAUUCCAAUGAUGCCAAUUCCUGGGAAUCCGCAGAUGUCAAUGAACCCAUCAUUAAUCCCUGGAAUGAGGCCACUUGCCCCUUUGCCCAGACCCAUGCCUGGAUAUCCUGGGAUGCCUCCAAUGUUCUCACCACCGGGCACAUCUUCCAUGCCCGGUCAGGUCAAUCCGUCAAUGCCCGGUCAGGUCAACCCGUCCAUGCCUGGUCCCGGUCAGGUCAACAAUGGUAUGCCAAGGCCAAUAACAAUGAAUGCUCCAGGGAGCUCGGGAACCCCAACCCCUACUUCAGGUGCACCUCCAAUGUUUAACCCAAACAUGUAUCAACCCAACCUGAAUGCACCGCCAUCUGGAGGUUUUGAGACUUCAAAUGCCCCUGCGCAAUCUCAGGAAGCUGACCAUUGAUCUCUUUACAAUUUACAAAACACUGUUGUGUCUUUUUUUUUUU